AUGGCGGCGUCGUCCUUGAUCGUCGGCGUAGAGACGUCGUUCUGCCAAGAUUUGGCGUCCAAACUGGACAAGUUGUACGAGGAGCGCAUUACCCUAGUCGCUGCACCAUUGUUCCAUCCUCGCUUUCGUCGCGACGCCAACGGUGUGUCGGACGCGCGCAACGGUCCCCAAACCCGCUCGGACUUGGUAUUGGACUCACGCGGGUGGACGUCUUCUGUAAUUGGAAAUGUGUCCAAGUGGAUUGACCUGGACUCCUCGUGCGACCACGUGCGGUGGACUGCCGAAGCUGUGUUCAAGCAAGAACUGGCCUGGGCGUCCCACUUAUCUCUCACCGCCGUUGUCACCCCCUCGCUACAUUCCGCACGCUCGAAUGCCAACUAUGCGCGCAUCGUCAACCAAGCCGCGUCGCAGGCCCAGAGCAGUUUGCAGUACUGGGUUCCUGUGCCAUUGUACGUUCCCAUGCAGUUGACGGAUCAAGGCAACGACUCGUGGAAGGCGUGGAAUGCGCUGCGCACCAUGAGCGACUUCAACCCGCGGGUCCUCGUCGCGCUCGAAGUGACGGCCGACCUGCCGGACCGCAGCGUCCUCGCGCGCUGGCUGGGAGAGCCCAUUGCCGCCGUGUACAUCCCCACCAACAUCUUUUUAACCAACAAAAGCGGGUAUCCAACCUUAUCCAAGCAGCACCAACGCUUCUUUCUCCAGUUGUUUCAGCAUGCCCGCAUUCGGUACUUUUUGAAGGGCCGACCGUACCACCACGGCCGAUACCUGCCGUACGUUCAGUACUUGGACCAUCUCUUCUCCACUCGGUCGUCUUGCCCGGACGCCAAAGCCGCGUUUGAAGCGCCGUACUUGGACUACUUGCAGGCGCCGCUGCAGCCCCUGAUGGACAAUUUGGAGUCGCAGACGUACGAGACGUUUGAGCAAGACCCAGUCAAGUACGAGCGCUACGAAGUGGCCAUCGCCCACGCACUGGCGGACACUCCCGCGUCCAAGGAAUCGGUCGUGAUGGUGGUGGGCGCGGGACGGGGGCCGCUGGUGCGCUGUGCGUUGCGCGCGGCAAAGAAGGCCGACCGGACCAUUCGCAUGUUUGCCGUGGAGAAGAACCCGAACGCGGUGAUCACAUUGCGCAACAUGAAAGUGUCGGAGAAGUGGGAUAACGUAACCAUCGUGUCGUCCGACAUGCGCGUGUGGAAGGCGCCCGAGCCGGCCGACAUCAUGGUGAGCGAACUGCUGGGGUCAUUUGGCGACAACGAGCUCUCCCCCGAGUGUCUGGACGGCGCGCAGUCGUUCCUCCGAGAGGGCGGCGUGAGCAUUCCGUGCAAGUACACGUCGUUCGUGACUCCAAUCUCGUCGUCCAAGCUGUGGAACGAGGUCAAAGGCGUCGACGCCAACGCCGUCAAGGGGUACGAGACCCCGUACGUCGUCCGGCUCCAUCAGAUCUUCUCCUUUGCGCGUCCCCAGCCGUGCUUCACGUUCGACCAUCCCAACCUGGAUCCCGUCAUCGAUAACAAACGGUAUCACCAGAUGACGUUUGACGCGGUGGAAGACGGCGUCGUCCAUGGCCUGGCCGGGUACUUUGACAGCGUUCUGUACGCCGACACGUGCAUUAGCAUCAACCCCGAGACACUCGACUUGAGUCCUGGGAUGUUUUCAUGGUUCCCCAUCUUCUUUCCGCUUCGUACGCCGCUGCAUGUUCGCCAGGACGACAAGAUCCUCGUGUGCUUUUGGCGGCAAGUGGGUGGAGGGAAGGUCUGGUACGAAUGGGCAGUGGCCAUCAACGACACGUGGGGACCCAUCCACAACCCCAACGGCCGCUCCUACUGGAUCGGCUUGUAG
This is a messenger RNA of Aphanomyces astaci, 1836 nucleotides long. RefSeq lists its product as hypothetical. The record is from RefSeq and is a predicted model, not a curated record. The transcript has 11 exons. Bases 1 to 1836 code for a protein of 611 amino acids. Gene Ontology annotation, biological process: peptidyl-arginine N-methylation; regulation of DNA-templated transcription. Gene Ontology annotation, cellular component: nucleus; cytosol. Lineage: Eukaryota; Oomycota; Saprolegniomycetes; Saprolegniales; Verrucalvaceae.